AUGGAGCCAUGGCUAUACGCUUUACUCUCUGGUCCCCUUUGCCUCACAGCAACCUUUUUUAACAUUAUCUUCUUUUUUUGCCUAAUGAGACCAGCCGCCGGAGUGAAGCUUCGCAAUCCACUGCGCUUCUUGUUAAUUAUUGUGUUAUUCAAUUCAACAUUUCAACAACUGGCCACUGUGCUGACCAUUGCUAUGCUGCUUUUUGAUCCACCUUUCUGGCUCAAAACGCUAACCAUAGCUUUGAUUUAUCAGUUUUUCAGCGCCAACUUCUCAUGCAAUGCCUGGAUCAGCAUUUUCUACUACGUUUCGAUUGUUCCUCAGCAGCAUCCUACCUUUAUCUGGAUUAAGAGGAAUAUUAACGCCAUAAUAUAUAUCGGCUUCGGUCUGAAUCAAAUGGUGCUGCUAAUUUCUUUGUCUAUGGGAGCAGUAAUGUAUUUUUUGCUCGAGCCUGUCACAAACAAUUUCACUUCAUCUAAAUUGAACCAAACAUCAUCAGCAGAAAGCUCAGAGAUAAACCUGCAUUUAUUUCAUGUGGCUAAUUUUACAUAUUUUCUAUAUUGCACCUGUCCUCUGUUCACUUUAUUAUUUUCUUGGGGCAAAACUUUAGUUUAUCUGCGUGAACAUAUGAAAAGGAUGGGACGGAGUGGUGAAUCGUUUUCCCAGCCCCAGCAGAAGAGCCAGAUGCGGGUCACCGUUACAGGCAUGAUACAAGCGGCUCUGUUCCUUCCCAGCAGCCUAUGGACUAUAACAGUUGCUUUCCUCUACAUGACAAACCUCUUGGAAAAAGUUGAUCCCAAUAGAUUUGUCACAAUGACAUUCUGCUCAAUGUCCAGCUUGGGAAACCUACUGUGUUUUGGAUUCUCCCAGUCUGUGUUUCGCAAUGGAAUUGUAAGUGUAAUUAAAAAAACUAAAGAGACGCAAAUGAGGUGAAUGUCACGUUUUAGGAUUCUUGGAAUUUAUUAUGCUUUUUCAUUAUAUUUGAUGUAAGCAAACAUACAGUCAAACCAAAAUUUAUUCAGACACCUUCAACAUUUCUCACAUUUGCUAUCACUGUUUAUUCUAUAGUUUAGA
This is a messenger RNA of Labeo rohita (rohu), 1071 nucleotides long. RefSeq names its product taste receptor type 2 member 9-like. The transcript has a single exon. Gene Ontology annotation, molecular function: G protein-coupled receptor activity. The coding region runs from base 1 to 930 and encodes 309 amino acids. Gene Ontology annotation, biological process: G protein-coupled receptor signaling pathway; sensory perception of taste. Gene Ontology annotation, cellular component: membrane. NCBI's taxonomy places the organism in Eukaryota, Metazoa, Chordata, Actinopteri, Cypriniformes, Cyprinidae. The record is from RefSeq and is a predicted model, not a curated record.